Xenopus tropicalis (tropical clawed frog) is the source of this 3758-nucleotide messenger RNA. It is a transcript of the gene lin54, whose product is annotated as lin-54 DREAM MuvB core complex component. The record is from RefSeq and is a predicted model, not a curated record. Gene Ontology annotation, cellular component: nucleus. The coding region runs from base 782 to 3007 and encodes 741 amino acids. Lineage: Eukaryota; Metazoa; Chordata; Amphibia; Anura; Pipidae. The transcript has 16 exons.
GAGUGCUACCUUCUUCUUCCGGUGUGUGGGGAGCUUGGUCUAGCUUCUCUUUUGCUGCACAGCCUGUCAGAGUGUUGGGGGUGGAGGCUUAUCAGGAUGACGAGGUGAAAAUGGCGGAUCUUUCGAAACACAAUCCCGGCCCCUGACAUUCCGGGAGAGUCUACACAAAUACCCGAGGAACGGAUAGUCGAACAAUAACAAUCGUUCCGGCUUCACGCUUUCGCUGGAUCAAAUUUGGGUUUUCCUCCUGGCUUUAUAGGAGACGGACCGGCGCCUGAUUCCCCGCCUUGCAGACUCUCUACAUAAGCACAAAUAAAGAGUUGCGGCGGGCAACCCCGUUCUGUGGAUCUACAGACUGGAGGAAACCCAGAGGCAUGUUUAAGCCACUGAUUCGAGUCCUUUAGACCAAUGCUGUCUAACUGGCAGCCUGGAACUUGGGCUGCUGUUGCAGAGUUCUGUUUAUUACUUGAUGACAUCACUAGAAUAUGCUAAUGAAGUGCUGAUGACUCCCCUAACUAAGGAGAAGCAUUCAGUGAAGGAAAGGGGAGGUGCAGGAGAUGAUUUUUGCUUCUUUUGCAGAAACUAAAUCUGAAAGAACAUUAUAACUUUUGCAGAACAAUGGACUGUGUGAGUUGUCUGUAAAACGAGUCUAACAUGUUCACACCUCAGGCUGUAAUCACCCACAUUGUUCCCCUGUUCACACCUCAGGAGCAGUAGAAAAUAAUCCCUGCACCCUACAAAAAGAAGAUAUACUGAGAUCACCUGCUCUCAGAGGUUUAGAAUGGAUGUGGUGUCUACUGAUGUUAACAAUGUCCUCCCUGAUGAGAUUAUGGAGACAGGAAUUUCCUUGGUGGAUGAUGACAGCAUUGAAGCUAUCACAAUAUCCUCGCCUAUGGUGGAUGAAGCCCCCAUGGAAACAGAACUGGAGCGCAUUGUGGAAGUGAGCAGUAGUGGUGAAUGUGUUUCUACAGCAGUAGUGAAAGAAGCAGUUGCAUCAACUAGCAACAAUGCUGGACACUUAGCAGUGGUUAGUGUUGCUUCAAAGCCAGAAUCUGGACCUUCAGCCGCAGCCAUGAAAACUGUAUUACAGACGCACUUUCACAAACUGGCUACUCCUAUAUCUGGUCAGGUGGUACUUAAUAAGGUUUCACAGGCUUCUGAUCUUACAGCCGGAAGUCAUGUUGUGAAGCAGGAAGGGCAGAAACUGAUUGUUACAACUCUGGGAAAAUCAAGCCACCCCAUUGUUCUGACAUUGCCACAGAGUCACAUUGGAAAUGCACAGACACCAGUUACUCACGUUCAACGUAUAGAAUCUAAAGUGACACCACAGCAGAUUAAGCUUGUAACCAUCGGUGGAAACAGAUCUGAUGGAAAUCCUGUCCUUGGAAUGUCUGCAUUAACAUCUGCACAAAUCAUCAGCCCCUCUACCAAGUCCCCAGUGUUACAGACCCAGCAGAUCAAGACUUUACAGAUUGCAAAAAAAGCUCCUACAUCAUCUGGGCCGGUGAUUACUAAGCUGAUCAUUGCAAAGCCUUUGAAUAGUAAACCACUCACAGAGCAGACUACACAAAUAGCAUCUUCUUUUGCUGGAGGUCCAGCCCUCUCACAAACUAAUCCUGGAACACCACCCAAAGCAUUAAACAUUGCUGAUAUUGGAGUGAUUGGUACACCCUCAGCUAAAACUACAAACAAAAUUGCUAUAUCACCACUGAAAUCUCCUAGUAAGGGUGUAAAAUCAUCUGUUGGCGGCAUCAACACACCUCAGUUUAAGACCAUAAUUCCUCUUGCUGCUGCCCCAAAUGUUCAGCAGAUCCAGGUUCCUGGAAGUAAAUUUCACUAUGUCCGGCUUGUCACAGCAUCUACAGCCAGCAACACAACACCGUCCAGCCAGAUCCAAAGCACCAGCACGCAACCUCUACAGCAAGCUAAACCAGUGGUUGUUAAUGCAACGCCUGUGAGGAUGUCUGUUCCCAUUAUUCCAGCACAGACUGUCAAACAAGUUGUUCCCAAGCCAUUAAAUGCAGCUUCCCAGAUUGUCACAACAAGCCAGCCACAGCAGCGGCUUCUUAUGCCAGCUACGCCACUUGCACAAAUACAGCCCAGCCUUACGAACCUUCCAGCAGGCACUGUGUUAGCCUCUGCACCAGGGACUGGAAAUGUAGGUUAUGCUGUCCUACCUGCUCAGUAUGUCACUCAGUUGCAGCAGUCCUCGUAUGUUUCUAUAGCAAGCAAUGCAGGGUUAUCAGGAACAACAGCUGCUCAGAAUCAGCCAAGAGGGCCAUUGAAUGGGAUCAUUUCUUCGGAGUCAGCAAGUCGUCCAAGGAAACCAUGUAACUGUACAAAGUCUUUAUGUCUAAAGCUGUACUGCGACUGUUUUGCCAAUGGAGAAUUCUGCAAUAACUGCAACUGUACGAAUUGCUACAAUAAUCUGGAGCAUGAAAAUGAACGACAAAAAGCAAUCAAGGCAUGCUUGGAUAGAAACCCAGAAGCAUUCAAGCCAAAGAUUGGCAAAGGAAAAGAAGGAGAAUCUGACAGGAGACACAGCAAGGGCUGCAACUGCAAACGUUCAGGCUGCCUUAAAAACUAUUGUGAAUGUUAUGAGGCUAAAAUUAUGUGCUCUUCAAUAUGUAAGUGCAUAGGCUGCAAAAACUUUGAAGAGAGUCCAGAGCGUAAAACAUUGAUGCAUUUGGCAGAUGCAGCAGAAGUGAGGGUUCAGCAGCAAACUGCGGCCAAGACAAAGCUUUCCUCACAGAUAUCUGAUCUACUUACCAGACCAGCACCACCAAUGAAUAGUGGAGGUGGCAAACUCCCUUUCACGUUUGUAACGAAAGAAGUAGCAGAAGCAACAUGUGAAUGCCUCUUGGCCCAAGCAGAACAGGCAGAAAAGCAAUUAAAAUCGAAGGCAGCCACUGAACGAAUGAUCCUGGAGGAGUUUGGCCGCUGUUUAAUGAGAGUGAUUAACUCUGCAGGAAAAGCAAAAACUGACCCUUGUCCCAUGAGUUGCUAAGUUUGACGAGCCUGACCCUACAUUUUUUUGACAUGGAAGUAUUUGAACAAGGUGGAGAUGCACAAAUAAACACUGCCAGGGAUUGCUUGAGGACUUUAGCCACUGCUUUCUUCUAUCCAUUGAAUUUAUGGGUCUAUAAAAUGGUGCUGGUUUUAAUGGGACUUUCUUCACUGUAAAUUAAGCAAGCUGAGAUUUUAUUAUAAAGACUUCCUUUUAAAUCUUACUGUUUUCUCCUUCUACAGUGUUUCAAAGAUGACGACACCUUAAUGGUGCAAUUUUUUCCCCCUAUUUUAUAUGUGUCACUUUUUUAUUUUUUGUGUUUCCAGUUAAAGAACAUUUUUUUUUUGGACCUAACCGUUUAAUAGCAAAAAUGCAUCUUGCAAUAUAUUAAUCUUCCAUAAACAAAUCAAAGAUAUUCUGUCACGAGGUGUGUUUAUCAAUUAACAUACAAUUUGCACACUGGUUAAAUGUAUAAAAGGGAAUAGAUAAGGCAGAUGCAUUAAAAGAUAUAAAUCCAGAUAGGAAUUCAAAGAGUCUGAUCUUUAUAUUAAUUGUACAAUUAUAUUUUUAAGAUUGCUUAUGCCUGUAACACAUAUCAAAUGUUAUACCAGCAGCUACACAGAUUUUAGUUAUUCUGAUUUUCCCCAGUGUAUAAACUGUCACAUACUGCAUCUACAUAUGCAAAUAUUCAUGAUAUAUUUUUAUGUAAUUUUCCAUGUUGAUUAAAAAGUGGAUUUGCAGAUGAAUGUUA